Molecule: messenger RNA, 210 nt
Organism: Dictyostelium discoideum AX4
Lineage: Eukaryota; Evosea; Eumycetozoa; Dictyosteliales; Dictyosteliaceae
Exons: 1
Coding region: 1-210 (69 amino acids)
Source: RefSeq, a predicted model, not a curated record
AUGCAAUACGAUGGUACCAGUAAAGUUUGCGAAGGCAUUGGUCGUCAAAUUUUAACUUUAGGUCGUCGUUUAUCACCAUUUGAGGUAUACACACGUAUUAAUGAAAUCACAGUUGCUGAUGUUCAACGUGUUGCAUAUACCCUUCUUCGUGAUGUUUCACCAGCAGUUACUGCCAUUGUUCUAACUGCAAACUAUCAUGAUUACAAUUGA